Messenger RNA from Glycine soja, 1858 nucleotides. RefSeq names its product probable xyloglucan galactosyltransferase GT17. The record is from RefSeq and is a predicted model, not a curated record. Gene Ontology annotation, molecular function: glycosyltransferase activity. The transcript has 3 exons. Bases 166 to 1545 code for a protein of 459 amino acids. Lineage: Eukaryota; Viridiplantae; Streptophyta; Magnoliopsida; Fabales; Fabaceae.
GUAAUUACUAGCUGAAUCCAAGCUGUCUUCUUGAGCAACAGCACAGCAAGUUCCGUGUCCCAGAUAAUGAAUUCCACACCUGCUCACGCCUAUGAGUGUCAUUUAUUGACCAAAACUUAGCUAGAAAACCAACAACAAUUUCUUUCAUUACGCCUCUUCCUCCAAAUGUUCUUCCGAAAGCCAUCACCAACUCCGCCACUCCACUCUCUAUCAUCUCUACCCUCCACAGCAAUUAGCUUCUCAAAAACUAAAGACCCCCACAACAACAAAUUAAGGUACACCAUAUUUUCAUGUCUCUUCCUUGCUUCAUGGCUCCUUAUUCUCCACCGCUUCAACUUCACAAUAUUAGCACCCUCCACCACCACAACCACACCCACAUGCGACGGAUCAAAACCGUUAUUCUACAUCUACAACCUUCCCUCGCGCUUCAACCUAGGACUCCUCGAACGUUGUCAAAGCCUCAACAUAUACACCAACAUGUGCCCUCAUGUCGCUAACAACGGCCUUGGCCAACCACUCUCCACCCCAGAUUGGUACUCCACGCACCAAUUCAUAGCCGAGAUGAUCGUGCACGCGCGCCUGGAGAACCACCCGUGCCGCACGUGGGAUCCCUACACGGCUGUUUUGUUCUACGUGCCCUUCUACGGCGGCCUCUACGCCUCCAGUGUGUUCCGCGAGGCCAAUCUUACGCUCCGCGACUCCUUGGCCGUUGAUCUUGUUGACUUUCUGCAAAGUCAACCCUGGUGGAAGAGGCACUAUGGUAAGGACCAUUUCGUUGCCCUGGGUCGAACCGCGUGGGAUUUCAUGCGCACAGAAGGUGGGUCCGACUUCGGAGCAAACAUCUUCCUUAACCUCCCACCUGUCCUCAACAUGUCGGUGCUAACAGUCGAACGACAACCCUGGCGAGGCCACAACCAGUUCGCCAUCCCCUACCCCUCCUACUUCCACCCCAAAACCCUAGCCCAAACGCUGACGUGGCAGUCCCAUCUCCGCCGACGCGCCAGGCCCCACCUCUUCUCCUUCGUCGGUGGCACGCGCCCGGGGUUACAAAAGGCAAAAGUCCGCGACCACAUCGUCUCGCAGUGCCAAGCCUCAAAACGUUGCGUUUUGGUCCGGUGCGCGAGUGGAGACAGCAAAUGCCACAACCCCAUGAACGUGCUCGAGGUGAUGGAAAAAUCCACCUUCUGCCUCCAGGCGCCGGGGGAUUCCUUCACGCGCCGGUCGACGUUUGAUUCCGUACUGGCGGGGUGUAUUCCCGUAUUUUUUUCAGAGCAUACGGCGUAUACGCAAUAUAAGUGGUAUUUUCCUAGGGAGAGGGAUACGUAUUCGGUGUUCAUUGAUGAGAGGGAAGUGAUUGAAGGAAAGGAGAAGAUGAUGAUUGAGGAGGUACUGUUGGGAUUUGGGGAGAAAGAGGUUGAGAGAAUGCGUGAGGUGCUCAUUGGGCUAAUCCCCACCCUCACCUACGCCCACCCCAACGCCACUGCCGCCUUUCCGGAUGUUGUCGAUGUCAUGCUGCGCCGCCUCUCUCGCCGAUACCUGUGGUAGCUUAUGCAGAAUAAGCGCAAGUAAAUGCUCUUUGAAGUUUCAACCUGCAACGUUCAGCCAAAGAGUUGCGUAUGAAUUGAGCGACAGCAUGUGGUCCAUAUGAUAUCCCCGUCUAUUUCUUUGACAUAUGGUAGUCAUACAAAAACAACGAAGGAGGGAGUGGGACAUGUUUGACUGAAAAAUUGUGAUUUUCAGUAUUAUGAAAAUGCCAGUUUAGGGGCAAUAUUUUGAUGCAGUAUCAUAUUUGUCACCUGGUAUAUGUACUCUUUGACAUUCCACCAUUUAUAUAUUGUAUCGAGUUGGUUCUGAUUUA